AGUAUAGUGCUGUGGUAAAGGGAAGAGAAGAAGCGCUUACCCAAAGAGGGCGCCAGCUUCAACUUUAGUUUCUAUCAGCAAAGCUGCCCAAUUUGAAUUGCGAACGCUUCAGCAGCAACAACAACACACACCAAUAACAUGUCUUCGAAUAAUCAAUCGAGUGGCGCCUCAGUGGCAACAAGUGCAACAAGCAAAAACUCCACGGAUGCCACAGACACCAACAGCAGCAGCGGCGGCGGCGGCGGCGGCGGCAGCAGCAGCAACAACAACAACAAUAACAAUGCCAAUGCCUCGAACACAGGCAACAACACCACAACAACAACCACAGGCGGCACCAGUUCAAAUGCAGCAGCAGCUGCCGCUGCCGUCGGACACGAGAGUCCCACGCACAAGACCCAUGGCGGACACGUUGCAGUGAACACCAAGGAGCGUGUGGUGGACAGCGUGCCAUUUCCACCCAGUCACAAACUGACGCUAGCCGAGGUCUUUGAUCCGCGCACCGGCAAACCGAAUCACGAACUGCUUAAGCAGCACUUCAUUCUCGAGGGACGCAUCGAGGAGGCGCCCGCAUUGCGGAUCAUCCAGGAGGGCGCCGCUCUGUUGCGGCACGAGAAGACCAUGAUCGAUAUUGAGGCACCGGUGACGGUCUGUGGCGACAUCCAUGGACAGUUCUACGAUCUCAUGAAGCUAUUCGAAGUGGGCGGAUCGCCGGCAACGACAAAAUAUCUGUUCCUUGGCGAUUAUGUGGAUCGGGGCUAUUUCAGCAUUGAGUGCGUCCUCUAUCUGUGGUCGCUGAAAAUCACGUAUCCGCAGACGCUGUUCCUGCUGCGCGGCAACCACGAGUGCCGGCAUCUGACCGAGUACUUCACCUUCAAGCAGGAGUGCAAGAUCAAGUACUCGGAGCGCGUGUAUGAUGCGUGCAUGGACGCGUUCGAUUGCCUGCCGCUGGCGGCAUUAAUGAAUCAGCAGUUCCUCUGCGUGCACGGCGGCCUCUCGCCGGAGAUCCAUGAGCUGGAGGACAUCCGGCGGCUGGAUCGGUUCAAGGAGCCACCAGCCUUUGGCCCCAUGUGCGACCUGCUCUGGUCCGAUCCAUUGGAGGACUUUGGCAACGAGAAGAACUCCGAUUUCUACACGCACAACUCAGUGAGAGGCUGUUCGUAUUUCUACAGCUACGCCGCCUGCUGCGACUUCCUGCAGAACAACAAUCUGCUCUCGAUUAUACGGGCGCACGAGGCGCAGGACGCCGGCUACCGCAUGUACCGGAAGAGUCAGACCACCGGUUUCCCAUCGCUGAUCACCAUCUUCUCGGCGCCCAACUAUCUCGACGUCUACAACAACAAGGCGGCUGUGCUCAAGUACGAGAACAACGUGAUGAACAUCCGCCAAUUCAAUUGCUCGCCGCAUCCCUACUGGCUUCCCAACUUCAUGGACGUGUUCACCUGGUCGCUGCCCUUUGUCGGCGAGAAGGUCACCGAGAUGCUGGUCAAUGUGUUGAACAUCUGCUCCGACGACGAGCUCAUGACCGAGGAGAGCGAGGAGCCGCUCUCCGAUGAUGAGGCGGCGCUCCGCAAGGAGGUCAUACGCAACAAGAUCCGAGCCAUUGGCAAGAUGGCCCGUGUCUUCUCCGUGCUGCGCGAGGAGUCCGAGUCGGUGCUGCAGCUGAAGGGGCUGACGCCAACGGGCGCUUUGCCCCUCGGCGCUCUAUCGGGCGGCAAGCAGUCCCUCAAGAAUGCCAUGCAGGGCUUCUCGCCCAAUCACAAGAUUACCUCGUUUGCGGAGGCCAAGGGACUCGAUGCGGUCAACGAGCGGAUGCCGCCGCGUCGCGAUCAGCCACCGACACCCAGUGCCGAAGAUCAUCAUCAUCACAGUCAACAGCAGGGCAACAAUGGAGCGGCGCAUGGAUAAAUCCAACAACAAAAUAAAGGAAAACAAAAAAAACAUCAGGAAGUGGAACGGCAAAAGGACAACGACGGCAAGCGACGAAGGCAAUCUGGAUGAGGAUUCGUAUCAUUUGAAAUCGGAUUGGAAUAGUCGCAAGUGUCGUUGUCACAGAUGUGAUGAUGAUGAUGAUGAUGAUGUGCUCUAUGCGGUGUGCUCUGUAUGGAGGUUUUAAGAGAUGUUCUUCCUUCUACAAUUAAACAGAGGCAGAGACAGAGAGAUAGAUAGUGAUGCACAGAAAGAAAAAGAGAGGAAGAGCGCGAGAAACAGAAAGAGAAAGAGAGAUAGGGCAAGAGUACACGCGUAUAAUAUAAACAUAUAAUAUCUACAUAUAAACAUUAUAAUGUUGCAAAAAUUUGUCGUUUUAGCUAAAAAAAGAUCAUUCGUAAUAAUUGUAAUACUACUAUGAUACACUAAAUGAAGUGAAAAGAGAACAUACUUACCUUAAUUAUAAGCAGAAAGGUCAACAAUGGAAAUGCAUAUAUCGAAAAGAAUUAGAAAGGGGGGAAAAAGAAAAAUAUAAAAACAAAAACCAACUGAAGAUGAGCAUAAAACAUAAACUUUUACUUAAAACGUAAUUAUUGAAAUUUUCCAACUCACUCGAUUGGUUCGAAGAAGUGUUGAUAUCGCAUAGUAAAAAUAUUUUCGAGCAUAAUUAUUAAAGAUAAAAGAGCUAAAGCAGCAGAAUGAAGAAUGUAGAAUGAAGGAUGCAGGAUAUUAUUGAAAUUGAUUGAUUGAUGAUGCAUGCCACAGAUUCCUUUUCCGAAGUAAAAAACUGAAACUAAUCUUAAGUCUUAAGUGUAUGUAUAAAGAAGGCAAAAUGAAACUAAAAACUAAACAAAACAAAACAAAAAAACUUACAAAAGCGAGAAAAAUUAGCGCUAAUAUGUUGAAAACAAUUAGCAGCGCCAAAAAGAAGCGUACAUAACUAUAAUUAAAGAGAGAAAUUAAAUUACAAUUACAAAAUAAAUAAGAGAAAAGUAAUUAUAUUAAAGAUGAAAGUCAACAACAGAUCUGUGCAAUCUUGAAUACUUCAAAACACACACACACACUAAACGAUAAAUCUAACAAAUUAUUGAAAAUGAAAAAAGAGAAAAAAACAAUUUGCAAUAUGUGCCGCAAUAGUCCGUAAAUGUUCCUUAUACAUGCGUAAAAUAAUAAUACCUAAUACUAUAUAUGAAUAUGCAGAUGUGUUUGUGUGUGUGUGUGUAUUUGUUUGUCUAUAAUUAAUCAUAAUUUUUUUUUUAAAUGUUAAAUUGUUGCUUACUAUAAUUCUUACUACGUUUCUCUGUGUGAAUGUGUUUUUACUUUGUAAUUUAUUGUCUUUUAUUUUCUACUACUAUUAUUAUCUUGUCUGCUUUAAUUUGUUUCUCUUUACAAACUGUGUGAAACUCUAGCUAAUAAAAUACAUACGAUCUAAUACCAACUAAAUGAAAAACAAAAACAUAAUUAAACACUUUAGCAAUGUCAAGUCAAAUCAAAAUAGCAAAGCAAAAAUCAAUCUUUUAAGCAUUGCAUUUGAAAUUGAAAAUUGAAUUGAUUACAAAAUAUAUAAUACUAAUAUGCAUAAACAUAUUAACAAAUAUGGCAUUAAAUCUAAGCCUCACACACAGACGACAGAUACUAUGAAAAGCGAAAAAUUCUAUAAACAAUUUACCAUUUAAAUAGCAAAUCAAAUAUUUACAACUAACCAAAUAACAUUCAUUUUAAACAA
Messenger RNA from Drosophila nasuta, 3652 nucleotides. RefSeq names its product Protein phosphatase 2B at 14D (gene Pp2B-14D). The record is from RefSeq and is a predicted model, not a curated record. The transcript has a single exon. Gene Ontology annotation, molecular function: calmodulin-dependent protein phosphatase activity. NCBI's taxonomy places the organism in Eukaryota, Metazoa, Arthropoda, Insecta, Diptera, Drosophilidae. Gene Ontology annotation, biological process: calcineurin-mediated signaling. Bases 139 to 1905 code for a protein of 588 amino acids.